CUUCCUAUAAAAGCCUGUUGACAAACUCAAGUUGCUUCUAAAUUCCUCAAACCAAACACAGAUAUUUUUUCCUUCACUUUCUUCCUCUCCAAACUUGCUUUUCCUUACUCCUCCCCUCCAAUUUCUUCUGCACAUUCUAGAACCAUCAACUUGCAAACUUGCAUAUUCUCCCCAAUUCAACAAGUCUCCCUCUUCAAAUCUCAAGUUUGGCGACUUACGAUGCGGUAUAAGAUAUUCUUACCUUUUAGUGAUUCCAGUUGAAUUUCAACCAGGAAUCAGCUCAUCUAAAUCGAAUCAAUAUCUCAAUUUCUACUUUGUAAUAUUUUUAUUUUCUUAGGCCAUAUUGUCACUUUUUAGGUUUUUAAAAUUCUUGCUAUAAAUUCGGACGCUAUCUUAGCAACGGGUGCUAGCCAGUCUUAGCCUUUGUAGUCACUUAUAUAUUUUCUAAAAUCAAAAGCAUGUCGAGCAAUAUGAGCAGGAAAGCAAAGGAGAUGACGGAUGGAAUGGAGAAUAUGUCGAAGAUGAGAUGGGAUGGACACAAAGUAAAAGAACAUAAUCAGCAGUGGACGCAAGUUUUUGAUGAAGCUUCCACUGCUGCAGGACGGCCUUGGAAGAAAGUCAGAAGCCCUGAACGACAGCAGUUGUCUGGUAUUUCCGGGCAUUCUUUGUCACAAUCGAUGUCGCAACCUCACAACCCUUUUCCUUACACAAAUACAGCCUCAAAGAUUGCAUUUCCAUUUACUUUUGAAGGAUCAUCCAAUAAUGGUAGCCAGCCUCAGUACUCUGUUUUAAACCCUGAAAUAAUACCCCAAUAUGGACAACAACAUCAGCAGCAGCAGCAGCAGCAGCAGCAGCAGAUGAUCUCGUUCAACCAAGGGAUUGGUAAUCAAUAUCAGUACAUUCCCAUGGCGACAAAUCAACAGCUGCAGCAGCUUCAAUAUUGCAGCGACGCGUUGAAUCUGAGCCCGAGGGGGAAGAUGAUGAUGAUGAAUAGAUUUGCCGCCCAAGGAUUUGGGCGGCAAAUACCUCAAGGCGGAGGCCCAGUGCCGCCUAUCUCAACCACCAAACUUUAUCGUGGGGUGAGACAGCGACACUGGGGGAAAUGGGUGGCGGAAAUCCGCCUCCCUAAAAAUCGAACCCGUCUAUGGCUUGGCACAUUUGACACUGCAGAGGAUGCUGCCUUAGCCUAUGACAGGGAGGCUUAUAAGUUGAGAGGGGAGAACGCAAGGCUCAACUUCCCUGAGCUCUUUCUAAACAAGGACCGAGUUGAGGAAACUACACUUUCAUCAUCUACUCAGCCUCAAGAAAUGCAAAUUCCACCACCACCCCCACCACCUCCUAUAAUAGAGGUAGAUCCCGAGGAUUCCUCCGGGGAUGGCUCGAGUGAUGUUACGUUUAUUAGCGAGCCAGGACACCCAACUGGCAAAGGGGGUUCCGAUAACUCAGAAUUUGCUUGGAAGGAAAUGAGUGAGGCAUGGUUUAAUGCCAUUCCAGCCUGGGGACCGGGAAGUCCUUUCUGGGAUGAUCUGGAUACAAAUAAUCUUUUUAUGCAACAAAAUAUUUCUAUUACCCCCAAUUUUAGUCAACAGGAUGAUCAAGAAGCGAAAUUCAAUUUCCGGCAGCCCGAAGAAAUUGUUGGUUCAUCUUCCUAUUCCUCUACUUCUUGUCCUAUGAGGCCUUUUUUCUCCAAGGACCAAGAUUAGUUUCUCAAUUCCUCCGUUAUUUGUUAUACCAUUUUUCUUCUUUUUCGUUGAUUUUAUUGCCCACCUUCACUCUCUUAACUCCUUUCCCUCUACCUCUCCCUCACUUUGCUGGCUUCAGAAUUUUUGAUGUAGCCAGUGAUUUUCAUCCAUCUGCUGCAUGUAGGCUGCUUAUUUUAAGCCAUCUGCAGAAUUGUUACUAGUACUUCAUGGGUCCAAAAUUUACUGUCACAUCGAUAAUGUAGUCCAGACGAGUUAUGAGACAACUAAAUCUCGACAGAAGUAUAAUUUGCGAGUAGAUGUUAAUUUGAAGAUGUUGUAACGGAGACGUAGUUGAUAGGCGUAGUUAGUAUAUUGGGCCUUAGCAGAGGGAGGUGUUUUGUUGCUUUCUUUGUAUUAGUUGGUCCCUCCAUCACGAGCUAUGCAUUUUUGAGGAGCUGGAGAUGGAAGUCGUAACUUCUAAAAUGUUCUUCUUUUUUUUUUUUCCAUUUCUUUAAUGUGGUAUAUUUGUUUGGUCAUGAUGAUUAAUAGCAUUGUUAAGCGUAUCGUUUUCAGACUUACAUAUGAAUGUUUGGUGGUUGAUGUUGUAUGUUCCUACUAUUGACAUUUCUUAUGUUCUAUAUUUUGUAAUAUAUAUCUGUAGUAAAGAAACAUAUCAUGUAGCUUCAUUUAGCUUAAUAUUAUAAUAAUGUUGUAGAUAUUUUGUCCUAAA
Molecule: messenger RNA, 2412 nt
Organism: Beta vulgaris subsp. vulgaris (sugar beet)
Lineage: Eukaryota; Viridiplantae; Streptophyta; Magnoliopsida; Caryophyllales; Amaranthaceae
Product: ethylene-responsive transcription factor ERF054
Exons: 1
Coding region: 459-1703 (414 amino acids)
Biological process (GO): regulation of DNA-templated transcription
Molecular function (GO): DNA binding; DNA-binding transcription factor activity
Source: RefSeq, a predicted model, not a curated record